This is a messenger RNA of Entelurus aequoreus (snake pipefish), 1836 nucleotides long. Its product is annotated as zinc finger protein 37-like. NCBI's taxonomy places the organism in Eukaryota, Metazoa, Chordata, Actinopteri, Syngnathiformes, Syngnathidae. Gene Ontology annotation, cellular component: nucleus. The coding region runs from base 178 to 1569 and encodes 463 amino acids. The transcript has 2 exons. The record is from RefSeq and is a predicted model, not a curated record.
AAAAGACGAAGACCGCAUGCUAUGGUUGUUCGGAGAAUUUUCGAAUUCACGAUCUUAAAGUCAUAUGAUUCACAGCAAAUAUAGCAACAAAUAUCUCAAUUGGUAUUUUCCAAAGCCACGAAACGUGCAUUGAGUUUGGAGCGAUAUCUGAAGUGAAGAUUGAAGACGUGAUAGAAGAUGGACGACUACUGCUAUGCUAAGAUGGCGACGUCCGCUAAAAGAGAACAUGAAAGAGAAUCAGCGCCACCAACGGAGAUAAAGAUGAAAACCGAAGAUGAAGACGUCCAGCAGCUGAUCGGUAAUCCAGAAGAAGUUUCCCCUCAGUUAGGGGGGAGCUCCACUUUGAAGCAGGAGACUCCACAACCACCCUGCAUUAAAAAGGAAGAGGAGGAACUCUGCAUCACUCAGGAGGGAGAGUGUCUUCUAGGACGAGAGGAAGCUGAUUACACCAAGUUUCCACUGAGUAUUCUCUCUGUGAAGACUGAAGAUGAUGAAGAGAAACCACAAGUAGACAACUUCUUAGCUCCACUAUCACAUAGUGAGGCGAAAGACAAGGUUGAAGAACCUAUGAGUAGGAAAACCGACUGUAAAGAACUUCCCCUUCAGCCUAAGGAGGGCAGCUCCACUUUGAAGCAGGAGGCUUCACAGCCACCUCACAUUAAAAAGGAAGAGGAGGAACUCUGCAUCACUCAGGAGGGAGAGUGUCUUCUAGGACGAGAGGAAGCUGAUUACACCAAGUUUCCACUGAGUAUUCUCUCUGUGAAGACUGAAGAUGAUGAAGAGAAACCACAACUAGACAACCUCUUAGCUCCACUAUCAGAUAGUGAGGCUGAAGACGAGGUUGAAGAAACUCUGAGCAGCGAUACAGACUGUGAAGGUGAUAUGAGGACUCACACUGACAACAAACACUCUGAAUGCUCUUCACAGAAGAGAGGUGAAACAUAUCUAAGUUGCUCAAUUUGUGGCAAAAGCUUUUCUCGAAAUAUCAAUUUGACUCACCACAUGAGAACACACACAGGUGAAAAACCAUUUAUUUGUUCAGUUUGUGGCAAAAGCUUUUCUGUUAAGAGAAAUUUGACUCAACACAUGAGAACACACACAGGUGAAAAACCAUUUAGUUGUUCAAUUUGUGGCAAAAGCUUUUCUGUUAAGAGAAAUUUAAAUGAACACAUGAGGACACACACAGGUGAAAAACCAUUUAAGUGUUCAGUUUGUGGCUCAAGAUUUUCUGUUAAGAGGAAUUUGACUCAACACAUGAGAACACACACAGGUGAAAAACCAUUUAGUUGUUCAGUUUGUGGCAAACGCUUUUCUGUUGAGAGAAAUUUGAUUGAACACAUGAGAACACACACAGGUGAAAAACCAUAUAAGUGUUCAGUUUGUGGCAAAAGCUUUUCUGUUAAGAACUUGUUGACUCGACACUUGAGAACACACACAGGUGAAAAACCAUUUAGUUGUUCAGUUUGUGGCAAAAGCUUUUCUCAAAAUAGCCAUGUGACUCAACACAUGAGAACACACACAGUUGUUCAGUGUGCUGUAAAAGGUUCCCACAUAAUGCAGACACAGUAAAACACAUGAGAACACACAAGGGAAAAUAACCAAUUAGCUGUUUAGGUUGUGGUAUGUUGCUCAUAUGCAGUGUUGGGACUAAAACGCGUUACUGUAACGCCGUUUUUUUCGGCUGUAACUAGUAGUCUAACGCGCAAUUUUUUAUAUUCAGUAACUCUGUUACCGUUACUACAUAAUGUGUUACUGCGUUAUUUUAUGUUAUUUUUUAUGUAGUAUCGGCUAGAAACUGAGAAGAUCUGAGUGUGUUUUUUUGGAGCGCUGCAGUGU